AUGGCGAGAAUAGCUUGUCAUCAAUGGCGGCCUGCUCUAUCUGGUUUACAAAUGCCAUUCAAGUCUUCCUUUCUCUCUACUGACCCAUCUCUCACUCGUUGUAUUACCACCAACCAUGUAAUCCUUAGCAAACGAAGCUUAUCUUCUUCACCACUCAAAGUUUCCAUGAGUCUGAAAGCUGGUAUUGUUGGUCUCCCUAAUGUUGGGAAAUCCACUCUUUUCAAUGCUGUUGUUGAAAAUGGGAAGGCGCAAGCUGCUAAUUUUCCUUUUUGCACAAUAGAACCAAAUGUUGGGACUGUGGCUGUUCCAGAUCCAAGGUUGCAGGUGCUUUCUGAUUUGAGUAAAUCUCAGAAAAUGGUCCCUGCAUCUGUAGAAUUUGUGGAUAUUGCUGGGCUUGUUAAGGGGGCCAGCCAGGGAGAGGGAUUAGGGAAUAAAUUCUUAUCUCAUAUUCGUGAAGUCGACUCCAUACUUCAGGUUGUACGAUGUUUUGAGGAUAAUGAUAUUAUUCACGUAAAUGGACGAGUUGAACCAAAGUCUGACAUUGAUGUCAUCAAUCUAGAGUUAAUCUUCUCAGAUUUGGAUCAGUUGGACAUUGUUUGGGAAAAUCAUUCUUAUGAUGGCAUAUACAGAUAUACCAUAAAUAGUAGUGGGCCUAGGACUUUGUAG
Messenger RNA from Chenopodium quinoa (quinoa), 666 nucleotides. Its product is annotated as ribosome-binding ATPase YchF-like. The record is from RefSeq and is a predicted model, not a curated record. Gene Ontology annotation, cellular component: cytoplasm. Gene Ontology annotation, molecular function: GTP binding; ATP hydrolysis activity. The transcript is spliced from 5 exons. Bases 1 to 666 code for a protein of 221 amino acids. Lineage: Eukaryota; Viridiplantae; Streptophyta; Magnoliopsida; Caryophyllales; Amaranthaceae.